AGGAAGCCCUCCCUGAUGACCCUCCCCAAGAACGAGUCCCACUUUGACUCUACUGUGCAAGUGGUGCCGGUCCCAUCUCCAUGGCCCGUCUGUCGGGACACAUCCCUCCAGUGGGGUCUCCAAGGGCAGACCUUCCCCGUGGGCUCUGCUCCAGCUCCCAGCCCUGACCUGUGCCUGACCUCUCCCUCCUCCCUCCCUCUGCCUGGGCCUCAGGGCACUGCCAGGACCUGCACGUCUCACCAGGAUGAACCUGCUGGCUUCUUGGCAGCUGGUGCUUUUCCUCUGGGCCACCUCCUUCAGGGACUCCUUAGAAGAGGCGGCGGCGCCCGCCGAGAACCCGGGAGCCACAGGCCAGCAGCUCGGCCCCCUGGAGCAGAGCCGGCGGUGUGCGGUCUCUGAGAGCUUGGAGGGGUCCGGGCCAGCCCUGUACCAGCCGAGCAGCCCCCGCCGCCGGGUCCCUCCGGCGCCGGGCGAGGCGCUGGUGCGGCGGGAGAAGGGCCUGUCUGCCUUCAACUGGAACUCCUUCGGCCUGCGCUAUGGCCGGCGGCAGGCGGGCGAGCCGGGCCCCAGAAGGCGCGCGGGGGCCAGGGACGUCUGACCGCGGACUGACCCGCGCUCCGGGCACGCUG
Molecule: messenger RNA, 629 nt
Organism: Pipistrellus kuhlii (Kuhl's pipistrelle)
Lineage: Eukaryota; Metazoa; Chordata; Mammalia; Chiroptera; Vespertilionidae
Gene: KISS1
Product: KiSS-1 metastasis suppressor
Exons: 2
Coding region: 245-598 (117 amino acids)
Biological process (GO): positive regulation of cytosolic calcium ion concentration; G protein-coupled receptor signaling pathway
Cellular component (GO): neuron projection
Molecular function (GO): kisspeptin receptor binding
Source: RefSeq, a predicted model, not a curated record